GCUAGACGAAAGCGAGGCUCGGAAUCCCAGAAUAGCUGGCGGGCGGGUCUGGGCUCAGCUGUCUGUCCUCGGCUGUACGAGAGAGAGAUGCACAGGGCUGGAAGAUGGCAGAGCUGCAGAUGCUGUUAGAGGAGGAGAUCCCCGCCGGUAAGCGGGCGCUGAUCGAGAGCUACCAGAACCUCACCCGAGUGGCGGAUUACUGCGAGAGCAACUACGUCCAGGCACCAGACAAGAGGAAAGCCUUAGAAGAGACCAAGGCCUACACCACCCAGUCCUUGGCAAGUGUUGCCUAUCAGAUCAAUGCAUUGGCCAACAAUGUUCUGCAGUUGCUGGACAUCCAGGCUUCCCAGCUGCGGAGGAUGGAGUCCUCCAUCAAUCAUAUCUCCCAGACUGUGGACAUCCACAAGGAGAAGGUGGCCCGCAGAGAGAUUGGCAUCUUAACCACCAACAAGAACACUGCCAGGAGCCAUAAGAUCAUAGCUCCGACCAACAUCGAGCGUCCCGUCAGGUACAUUCGAAAGCCCAUAGACUACACGGUGCUUGACGAUGUAGGCCACGGAGUGAAGUGGCUAAAAGCCAAGCAUGGAAGUAACCAGGCAGCAAGAACUGGAACCCUGACCCGGACAAAUCCUCCUACACAGAAGCCACCCAGUCCACCCAUGCAGGGCCGGGGUACCUUGGGGCGGAAUACCCCAUACAAAACCCUGGAACCCGUCAAACCUCCUACGGUUCCUAAUGAUUACAUGACCAGUCCGGCUCGGCUCGGAAGUCAGCACAGUCCAGGCAGGACCGCAUCUCUGAAUCAGAGACCAAGAACACAUAGUGGAAGCAGUGGAGGAAGCGGUAGUCGAGAAAACAGCGGCAGCAGCAGCAUUGGCAUUCCUAUAGCUGUGCCAACACCUUCACCUCCAACUAUCGGGCAAGGUGUCUCUGGUGGUCCCACACCUUCACCACCACCUCCUCCACCGCCACCACCUCCACCCCCUCCACCAGUUGGCGGUGGCCCGGCUCCCAGCUCCCAGUUUGGCUCUAUGGCAAGACAGAUCUCUCGGCACAACUCGACCACGUCUACUGCUUCUUCUGGGGGAUACAGGCGGACGCCUUCUGUGACCUCCCAGUUCUCAGGUCAACCUCAUAUCAAUGGUGGGCCUCUGUACUCUCAAAACUCAAUUUCUAUCGCUUCUCCCCCUCCCCCAAUGCCUCAAUUGACUCCACAGAUACCUCUCACAGGCUUCGUGGCCAGGGUGCAAGAAAACAUUGCCGAUAGUCCUACACCACCACCUCCGCCCCCACCUGAUGAGAUACCAAUGUUCGAUGACUCUCCCCCGCCACCACCACCACCCCCUGUAGACUACGAGGAAGAAGAAGCUGCUGUGGUCCAAUACAAUGACCCGUAUGCAGAUGGAGAUCCGAUAUGGGCUCCUAAGACGUAUGUUGAGAAAGUUGUUGCCAUUUACGACUACUCAAAAGACAAAGAGGACGAGCUGUCCUUUAUGGAGGGAUCGAUAAUCUACGUCAUCAAGAAGAACGACGACGGCUGGUAUGAAGGGGUCUCCAAUGGAGUCACGGGCCUCUUCCCCGGAAAUUAUGUUGAAUCAAUCAUGCACUAUGCGGAUUAAUGUUUUUGCCUUUUUUCAUAUAACUUUAAUUUUUUUAUUUUUUUUGUCUCCCCCUCUAAAUUCAGUACUACGUGUAAUCAGAUUUUAAAGUUCAAUUUAAGAAAUAAUGUCUCUGUACAAAUAAACCUAUUUUUAACCCCUUUAGUGUCGGAGACCUGCUCCUGCACCAAAAGGGUCUAGACUAAAUUCAUCUAGAGAAUAAAUUACCCAAAUGCCUCAAGACCAAUUGGUUGAUGGACCUAACAGACCCGGCCCCAGUUUAAGCCUCUUUAUUCCUAUUUUUUUCGGCUCAGUACUUCAUUGGGAAGUAGGGUUUCACGUGUAAUAACUCGAUCAGUCAUCUUGUGCCACUGACAUGUGUUUUCCUCCUUACAUAUGUUUUUCAUGCAGCAUGAAAUCUAACACUACGUUAGGCUACCAUUUGGACUUCCGAAUCGAUGCUACUGCUGGUUGUAUUUCCUUUCUUAAUAACUGCUCAUUCUUUUAGUAUGAAACAAAAAUUUGUUUUUACCGCAUGCGUACAAAAAAAAAGAUAAAAAAUCCUUUAUGUACUGAAAUAUUUUUUAAAAAAUCCGCAAUGCUUCCAAAAUACUUCUUUUAAAUACUCACCAGUUU
Molecule: messenger RNA, 2234 nt
Organism: Bufo bufo (common toad)
Lineage: Eukaryota; Metazoa; Chordata; Amphibia; Anura; Bufonidae
Gene: ABI1
Product: abl interactor 1
Exons: 12
Coding region: 105-1619 (504 amino acids)
Cellular component (GO): lamellipodium; intracellular anatomical structure
Molecular function (GO): SH3 domain binding
Source: RefSeq, a predicted model, not a curated record